Acanthaster planci (crown-of-thorns starfish) is the source of this 3347-nucleotide messenger RNA. RefSeq names its product glyoxylate reductase 1 homolog (gene glyr1). Gene Ontology annotation, molecular function: NAD binding; nucleosome binding; oxidoreductase activity. Gene Ontology annotation, biological process: transcription elongation-coupled chromatin remodeling. Gene Ontology annotation, cellular component: chromatin. NCBI's taxonomy places the organism in Eukaryota, Metazoa, Echinodermata, Asteroidea, Valvatida, Acanthasteridae. The record is from RefSeq and is a predicted model, not a curated record.
CUCAACCGACGCCGCAAAAGUUGAAAACCUUCACUUCGCGUGCAAAAUGGCGGACGAGCAGGAGCAGACUCAAGCAGUUGUCGAGCAGCCAAAAUCUCCCAACGAGAAGGCUGACAAAGAGCCAGAAAAGCAGCAGGAAUUUAAGCUUGGAGAACACGUGUGGGCCAAGCUGAGCAGUUUUCCCCAUUGGCCAGGAAGGAUUGUCAAGCCAUGGAAACAUGUGAAGAAGCCUCCAGGAAAGAAGCUGACAUACUUUGUGUUCUUCUUUGGCACGGAAGACCAUGCUUGGGUUCGAGCAGAGAACCUGUUCCCCUAUUUGGAGCAUAAGGAGCGACUGUCCAAGGCGGCAAAGGGCCAGAAGUUCAAGAAAGCAAUGGAUGCCAUUGAAGAGGCCAUCAAGCAGGAAGAAAACAAGAAGGCAUCCCCACUGUCUCCCUUCCACCCAAAGGAUGACGAGGAAAUCUUUCCUCCCAAGUCCAAGCCCAUGAAGGAUUACUCCAGGGAACCCCUCACCGGCAAGGCCAAGCUCAAUUCAACACCAGACGACAGAGGGAAGCCUCCCCCUGAGCGGGAGACAGAGAAGUCCCCCAAGAAGAGAGGUCGGGCCCUCAAGGAUUCAGGCAGUGACGGCACCCCAACAAAGACCAGCUACACCUCUCCCAAGAAAAGACCUGCAGGUGGCACUUUGGGUUCCCCAAGCAGCAAGAAGCAGGCCAAGGGUAACGGGCUAUCCUUCAACUCCCUCAGUCUCUACAACAGCUUUCAGGCACACCUGUCAGAGAAGACGGAAGACAAGAAGGAAGAAAUCAUCCCCACUGACAAAAAGAUUGGUUUUAUCGGUCUGGGCCUGAUGGGAACCGGCAUGGCCAUGAAUCUCAUUAAAACCGGUCACAAGGUCACUGUCUGGAAUAGAACUGCAGCCAAGUGUGCAGAUUUUGUGACAGCUGGCGCAAUGGAAGCCAAGAGCGUCUCUGAACUUGUGUCGACGUGUGACAUUGUUUUCUCGAUGGUGUCAGAUUCAGAAGCACUCAGAGCCAUUGUUUUUGGUGAGCAUGGAGUUUUGGACGGCAUGAAAAAAGGCAAGGCUUUGGUGGACAUGUCAACUGUUGACAUUGGAACAGUCACAGGCUUGGAAGGGGCUAUCACUGCUAGGGAAGGUAGGUUUCUGGAAGCUCCAGUCGUCGGCAGCGUACAGCCAGCUAUGGAGGGCUCGUUAGUAAUCAUUGGAGCGGGUGACAGGACGCUGUUUGAUGACUGCAGCUCUUGCUUCCAGGCAAUGGGCAAGAAGGCUUGCUUUCUCGGGGAUGUGGGAAACGGCUCCAAGAUGAAGAUCAUCAUCAACAUGGUCAUGGGGUGCAUCAUGAGCGGCUUUGCCGAGGGCAUGGCGGUGGCUGACAGGGCCGGCCUCAGCCAGGAGACGCUGCUGGAUGUGCUGAACCUGGGCUCUAUAUCAAGCCCCCUCAUCAGUGGCAAGGGGAAAGCUAUUCUGGCUAACAAGUACCCCCCAGCAUUUCCACUUAAGUACCAGCAGAAGGACAUGAGAUUGGCCUUGGCCCUGGCUGAUCAGGUGGAGCAACCAGUACCUGUCUCCGCAGCUGUCAAUGAGCUUUUCAAAAGAGCGAAGAAUUUGGGUCUGGGAGAGAAAGACAUAUCAGCAAUUUACAAAGCAGUCAACAUGUGAUAUUGGAACUGGAAAGAGCUGGCCCUUCCCAUCAUGCUCUGUCUCUGGUGUCAAAACAGCGGUCUCUUAGCAACUAAAAUAAUGUAAAAAAUGUUAUAUUUUGUAAUUCCUUGUGCUUAAAUAUGUCAUAGACAACCUAGCCUGUGCUCUGGAGAUAACAAUCAGACUGUGUAUUUUUAAAAUAUUGUUAGAUGGAAGAAACAUGACGUCCCAAAAGAAUCGUGGAGCAUUGGAAUUUUAGAUACAUUUUUUAAAGUAAAUCAUGGUCUACAGUUACUGUAUUUUGUCAUAUUAUUGAACCGCUGUACAUUAGCUGUGUUUUUUUUUAAUCUGUACAAUUGAGGCAUGAAAACGCUUGUCUCGUUUGGUUUUCUCUUUUUUUCUGUUCGCAGUUAAAGUGAUUUAGAUGUAGGUUUUAUUCACAACCACGAUUGGCAAUGUCCACUUCUUUUUUUUUUCAGUAAAACUAUCAAUUGUACAGUAACCUGUAUUCAGUUGCUGGGGUACCUGAGGUAAAAGUGACAGUUAACAGCUGUGGCCACUCGUGACAUUGCCUGCAAAGCCUUACACAUGAUUAAAUUGUCCUUGAAUGUGUCCACAACUUCCAAUCUUAGUUAUGGUAUGUCUGCCGCCAAAAAAAAAUCUUUAUUAUUAUUUUACAACUAAGUCAAGGAAAAAAAUUAAGUUUGUUAGAUAUGUUACAUGCCAGGGUUUCCCUGAAUUUCGGUCACACAGAGAUAUUUAGUUCCAUGAUGUAGGUACAUUUGAGAGUUUUUAAAUGAUAACUAAAGCUGAACAGGAAUUGUUUUGCUCCUUUGAGUUUGAUCUUAUUUUAAUCACUUGAUCAACACAUUUAGUAUUACAGAGCAGUGUAGCUGAUACCUAUGUUUUCACACGUUCAUAACUAAAAAUCUACUUUAACCUAGUUAGAUACAAUUACAUGUACAUAUAUUUUAAGCUUUAAUGAUAUUCUCAUCAAAACAUGUCUGAACUGAAACCAGUUGAACGGAAUGCAACCGACAUUCAAAGUCUGUGGAUACAUUUUCUGUUCAUUUGACAGGAAACAGUUGGAACCGUUUAAACGGGGAAAGGACUUUGUUUUUGAAUUUCCCUAGAGAAUACCAAAUUUCCUUUUGUAAUAACAAAUGUGUCAGCAGUGAAUUUUUAGCCUACAUACCUGUUUGGUUUUUCUCUCUCAUCUAAGAAGUCAAAUUGCCUUUGAUUUUUUUUUUACUUGAUGUCCUCUGUGUUUAUUAGUACAAUUUUUAAUGCUUCGUGUGACAUCUUCCUCAAAUGGUUGCCAGUUUCAUACAUCUGCUUUGUCAAAUCGGGGUCAUGUAAAGCCUGAUACUUUUGCAGCCAACCAGCCAAAGGUUUGUACAUAUUGUAUGACUGCGUAGCUGGAAACGGUAGUUCUGUACAAUUGGGCAAGUCGACCUGCCCAAGGAUAUGUAUGAAAUUAGCCAGUGGCUAAAAUGGAGUGACUCGAAAAGAGUUGUUCACCAGCUUGUUGUAUAGCAUAUUGCCAGUGUGUCAGUUACUGUUUACUGUAUGUAUGUAUACCCUUGCAGUGAGACAUCCUCUAUCUGAUGUAGAAUUGUUUUAGUGAAUCUCAUUAAUAAUAAAAUUCAUCACAAAUAAACUGCAUUUUUGUUGAUUUUGUCAA